AUGUCUGAGAAGGAUGCUCCAAGUGUCCUGAACGGACAGACUGAAAAUGAAAGUGCACCCUCUUCUUUAGCACCUCCUCCUUUACCUGAAAGAAACCAUCACACUGGGGUCGAUACCAAUAUUCUAACCUAUAGUUUGGAAGAUAAUCUUUCAACUAUAUCCAUGAUCAGACAGCACUCGUUAUACUUGACUCCGAUACUAAACGAAACUUCAGACUUAUUUGGUGUCGCAGACUUACAGAAUAAGCUUCAAUUGUGGUUGGAUGAUAUCGGCUCGGCAUCGGUGGAAGCUUCGGAAGGUGACAGCUUCUGGAAGGAAUUGUUGCUAGACCCAGUUUGGAGACCAGUAGGAGACAAGGCAGAGAUAAGUCAUGAGAACGAAGAUAAGGAAGUGGGGGUUAUUGAAAAGCACCUUAUUUCUGGUAUUGAAGACAAGUUGAGACCAUUGGUUUACUUCAAAAUACUUCAGAUCCGCAUAAAGUUACACAAGGAGAGCUACAACAAUCUCCUUCGUAGGGCUAUCAAUUCGAAUUCGUCCAGAGAUGCUUAUAUUGACAGUCUUCAAGUCGACACCAAUCUCACAGAAGUAUUGAAAGUGUUCAACUAUUACACCAACGAAGUCAUAUCAGCAAAAGGCGCCAGAUUCGAUGCAAUGAACAAUGACUCGGUGGCGAGCUCCAACGAGAGCUUUAGCAACUUACCUCCCAACAACUUCAUAAUCCAUGUCAGCCAAUUGAUUGCAACCAUGCCCAAUCUCACUAACGAAGACACAUUUUACCUCUUGUUGAAAUUGAACAAAUUGUUCAUCAACCUCCUCAAAGAGGAAUUUUUCUACAAAGCUAAUCGAACUUUGGAGGACAUUGUACCUGAAGUUUUCUUGCAUAUCACGAAACAAGGCAUAAAUCUCACAACAUUUUUCAAGCGAGUGUUAUUCAGUUUCUUUGCUGACAAGUUACCCUCGCAAACGGUAUUGUUUAGGGUAUUAGACUUUGUGGUGUUCGAAGGCUUUGAUUUCAUGCACCGUUUGUUUGCAUUUGUUUUCACUAUCAACAGCAACAAGAUUUGUCUGCUUAAUGGAGACGACCUUCAAACAUACAUAUAUUCUCCAGAAUUUUUCAGUGCAUUAGCUGAAAGUCUGGCAUUUGAAGCUAUCCUCAUAAUUGAGCCCACGAUUAUCAAAUAUGAAAAUGAUUACUACCUUCUCCAUGCAAACUCGCUCAAUGCAAAUAACUUGGAGUUGACAAACCUCAAGGAAAACAACGACGAUUUAAUCAUAAAGAUACAAGAAUUGAAUCAACAACUUGAAAACUUGAGAACCACCCAUACCGAAAUUCUUAGCCAAAGUGACGACCAUGACAAUCAGUUGAACGAGGUUACUUCCAAGAACUCGCAACUUGCACAGCUCAAACUUGAAUUGGAACAAAAGUACGAAAAUCUCACCAUGAAGGAGAACUUGAAGAAUACAAUCAAAGCCAAUCGAGAAUUUUCGCAGCGCAACAGUGAACUAGAGAAGAGUAUUGAAAAAUUGAAGAAGAAAGUUGACGAAAAGGCAGCAAAACUUGCAAAGUAUACCACCUGA
Meyerozyma guilliermondii ATCC 6260 is the source of this 1578-nucleotide messenger RNA. RefSeq lists its product as uncharacterized. The transcript has a single exon. The record is from RefSeq and is a predicted model, not a curated record. Lineage: Eukaryota; Fungi; Ascomycota; Pichiomycetes; Serinales; Debaryomycetaceae. Bases 1 to 1578 code for a protein of 525 amino acids.